This is a messenger RNA of Drosophila takahashii, 904 nucleotides long. Its product is annotated as chymotrypsin-1. The record is from RefSeq and is a predicted model, not a curated record. NCBI's taxonomy places the organism in Eukaryota, Metazoa, Arthropoda, Insecta, Diptera, Drosophilidae. Gene Ontology annotation, biological process: proteolysis. Gene Ontology annotation, molecular function: serine-type endopeptidase activity.
AUGAUCCUUCAGCUGGUGCUAAUCGUUCAGCUCUCUCUGGGAUUUGGCCAGCAGAUCGGCUCCCUGCGAAUUAUGAAUGGCACGGCGGCCAAACUUAGGCAGCUACCCUACCAGGUGGGUCUGCUAGGUUACUUCGAGGGCUCCAUGGAGGAGCCCAAUAUGUGUGGAGGCACUAUCCUUAGCAACCGUUGGAUUGUAACCGCAGCCCAUUGUCUACAGGAUCCAAAGGCAAAUCUCUCGAAAGUUCUUGUCCACGUAGGCAGACUGGAAUCCUUCAAUGAUAAGGAAAUCGUGGUUAACAGGAGCCACACCAUUGUGCACAAGAAAUUCGAUCGGAGGACCGUGACAAAUGAUAUUGCCCUGAUCCGCUUGCCCAAGAGGCUUACUUUCAGUAGAUAUAUACAAGCCGCCAAGUUGCCCAGCUCGAAGAAAACCUAUUCAGGUCGUAGGGCCAUCAUUUCAGGAUGGGGCCUGACCACCAAGCAACAGCCCAGCAAGGUGCUCCAGUACAUCCGAGUGCCCAUCAUCUCGAACAAGGAGUGUGAGCGGCAGUGGAACAAGCAACUCAAUGGCACAGGCAGGAAGGUUGUGCCCAGCUCCUUUAUAUGCAUUGAUUCGAGGAAAGGACUGCCGUGUCGAGGGGAUUCCGGAGGACCGAUGGUACUAGACGAUGGCAGCAGAACUCUGGUGGGGAUUGUAUCUCAUGGAUUCGAUGGCGAGUUUACGUUGCGUUACGUUAUUAAAAUGAAUUACGCCGGCAGCCGGGGCACUGCCAAGGAAAGGUAACGGAAACCCAUGGAAACCCACGUCCCCGUUCUCAGGCCCAAUUCCAGCCCAGCGGAAAGGUAUUGUACAGCGAAAGCAUCCAUCCGGAAAGCUGCCUCUCGAUCAACUGGCACAGCUG